AUGGUUUUUAACAUCAAAUUAUAUUUAGAAAUAAAAAAAUUCAACUUUGUGGGUAGAAUACUCGGUCCUCGAGGAAUGACUGCAAAACAACUAGAACAAGACACUGGAUGCAAAAUUAUGAUACGAGGACGUGGUUCAAUGAGAGAUAAAGCAAAGGAGGAACAGAACAGAGGAAAACCAAAUUGGGAACAUCUAAACGACGAUUUACACGUACUUAUAACAACGGAGGAUACAUGUGAACGAGCCGAUAUUAAACUCAAAAAAGCCAUCUCCGAAAUCAAGAAACUACUUCUUCCAUCUGGAGAGGACGAACUGAAACGAAUGCAAUUGAUGGAACUUGCUAUUCUCAAUGGAACUUACCGUAACGAAGGAAACAAUCAUAAAAAUUUGUUUGGUCGUUCUUAUUCAUAUGACCAACCUUCAUCCCAAAUGGUCAUCUCUCCAAUGCGAUCUUCGAUGUCUGCUCUUGGUCCUACAAUGUAUCUUGGAAACAGAACGGCAAACAUAAAUAAUUUUGGAACUGCCACUUAUGGAAACGGACAAUCCAUCGUAGGAGUAUUAGGCUAUAUUUCACAAUCUGGCUACCCUCCGUUUGUGGCUGAUAUGAACAGCUUGUAUUACGUCGACCCGUAUAUGAUCAAUACACAGGUUAUUGGAGAUUACCCAUAUGGAAAUACAGGUGAAAAUUAUAAUUAAAUGCAU
Molecule: messenger RNA, 702 nt
Organism: Octopus sinensis (East Asian common octopus)
Lineage: Eukaryota; Metazoa; Mollusca; Cephalopoda; Octopoda; Octopodidae
Product: protein quaking-B-like
Exons: 5
Coding region: 1-696 (231 amino acids)
Biological process (GO): regulation of mRNA splicing, via spliceosome
Cellular component (GO): nucleus
Molecular function (GO): mRNA binding
Source: RefSeq, a predicted model, not a curated record